AUGCCUAGGCCUACCUCAUCCUUCCGUGCUGGGGCCACGAAGAGUGCCGCGCUGAAGCACGGAAUGAUUGCACUCACACUGACCAAACUUACCAGACUGAAACGGGCCCAGGCACAGUACGGAUGGCCUAGUAUCAGUUCUCACUGGAUGAAGAUGAAGACUCUAAUGAAGUUUCCUGUGCUGCUUGUGAUCGUCACGGGGUCGUUUUUGGGGCUUUACGUGCUGCCUGACGUUUCUCAGUAUCAAAGCCACUGUCCCUGUGAGGAAUGUACAUUAGAAAAUGAUCCCUGGUUUAAGGCACGUUUCAACAAAUCAGUCCCCGUCUUUCUCACUGCUGACUACCAGCUACCUGAGGAUGCUUACAGAUGGUGGAAGAGAAUACUAUUCUCAAAGGGGAACCACAGCGUCUAUGAUGGACUUGUGGAGGAAAUAUUCAAAGUGAUCCCACACCACCCCAAUGUGAUGGCAGCAGGCUCGAAGAAGUGUGCUGUCGUUGGUAAUUCUGUCAACCUGAAGGGAUCACUCUAUGGACAGCUGAUAAAUUCCCAUGAUGUGGUGAUGAGGAUGAACGCUGCUGUAAUCAAAGGCUUCGAGGCAGACGUCGGGGACAAAACUACUCAUCAUAUCAUGUAUCCGGAGAGUUCAAUGCACUUGGACACUAAGACUCGUCUCGUCCUGUUUCCCUUUAAAAUACUGGAUCUGGAGUGGCUUCCCAAGGCUCUAACCACGGGAGCUUCGCGCUUUCGAGCAAAGAUCAGAGCUAACAAGGACUUGGUGAUGUUGGUAAAUCCGGCCUUUAUGAGGUACGUUCAUGUGAACUGGCUGGAGAAGAAGGGCAACUAUCCUUCUACAGGCUUCAUGACUGUGGUGCUGGCUCUGCAUAUCUGUGAAGAGGUACAUGUGUUUGGUUUUGGAGCUGAUAAGGAGGGAAACUGGAAUCAUUACUGGGCCUUAAACAGGUUCAAAAAACUAAAAACUGGAGCUCAUCCUGGACAUUUGGAGUAUGAAACCAUCAAAAAGCUGGCUCAGCUCAACAUCAUUCGGUUUUACACCGGGGUUUGA
Molecule: messenger RNA, 1062 nt
Organism: Cheilinus undulatus (humphead wrasse)
Lineage: Eukaryota; Metazoa; Chordata; Actinopteri; Labriformes; Labridae
Product: CMP-N-acetylneuraminate-beta-galactosamide-alpha-2,3-sialyltransferase 1-like
Exons: 7
Coding region: 1-1062 (353 amino acids)
Molecular function (GO): beta-galactoside (CMP) alpha-2,3-sialyltransferase activity
Source: RefSeq, a predicted model, not a curated record